AUGGCCUCAUAUGCAGAUGGCAACAAAGAUCUUGAUUCGGGUACAAAGUCAGGUGCGUUCGGGGUCAAGUCAAUCGACUCGGAAGCAACAUCCAUUGCGAGCUCAUUGUAUGCACCUAUUAAGUCAUACGAGGGGUUCCAUCGCUAUGAUCCGCGGGCAGUCUGGAGUGCAGCAGAGGAGACGAAGCUGCGCUGGACUAUUGACCUUCGCAUCUGCAGCAUAGCUUGCUUGCUCUUCUGGUGUCUACAACUCGACCGUGGCAACAUUCGACAAGCUCUGUCUGACAAUUUUCUCAAAGAUCUAGGGCUCAAUACAAACGACUACAACACCGGACAGACCAUCUUCUACUCGUGCUUCAUGCUUGCUGAGCUGCCAUCUCAGCUCAUCUCGAAGCGUCUUGGUGCUGAUGUAUGGAUUCCAAUCCAAGUAUUCAUGUGGUCUAUGGUGACCUUCACACAGUAUUGGCUCAAUGGUAAAGCGACCUUCUUCAUUACGCGAGCUUUGAUUGGAUUGCUUGAAGGUGGCUUCAUCCCAGACAUGGUGCUUUACCUCUCGUACUGGUACAAGAAUAGCGAAUUGCCACUCCGUCUCUCCUUCUUCUGGGUCGCGAACAGCUGUGCGGAUAUUUCAGGUGCGUUCCUUGCUUAUGGUCUCUUGCGCUUGCGGGGACACAGGGGCCAAGCUGGCUGGCGCUACCUCUUCAUGAUUGAAGGCAGUAUCACUGCUAUCAUUGGUGUCUUGGCCUUUUUCUGGUUACCACCAUCGCCUACACAGACCAAAGCUCCAUGGCGACCAAAAGGUUGGUUCUCUGAGCACGAAGAGACGAUUCUUGUCAAUCGUGUCUUGCGUGACGAUCCGACCAAGGGCGAUAUGCACAAUCGGGAAGGUCUUUCUUUGAGACGCAUUUGGGAGUGUCUCAAGGACCGCGAUCUCUGGCCAAUCUACUUUUUGGGUCUGAUUCUGUACAUUCCGCCACAACCUCCAGCAGCAUACCUCACGCUUGCCCUGAAAAGCCUUGGCUUUGAUACCUUCCAAACCAACCUAUUGACGAUUCCCAGUACUGUCCUACACAUUAUUCUCCUUGUUCUCAUUACCUGGGCGGCUGCCAAGUACAACAAUCGCGCGUGGUUCACUGUUCUUGCUCCAAUCUGGUGUCUUGUCUUUCUGGUUGCGCUGUACAAUCAGUCUGGAAGUUCUAUUUCACGCUGGGUCAAGUUUGCGCUAUCGUCGCUCAUUAUUGGCUACCCAUACGUACAUGCCAUCUGCGUGGCGUGGACGUGCCAGAAUGCCGGGUCUGUUGGCAAUCGUGCUGUGGCAAGUGCAGUCUACAACAUCUUCGUUCAAGGAGGAUCGCUCGUUGCUCUCAAUAUCUACAGAGCAGAUGAUGCUCCCAAGUAUCCCAUGGGUAACGCGGCACUCAUGGCUAUUGCCGUGCUAGCCAUCUUUUCGGUCAUUGCAACAAGGUUCUACUACAAGUACCGCAACGAGCAAAAGGAAAAGAUUUGGCAAUCAUACACAGAGGACGAACGCAUGGCCUUGGCAAGCAUCAGACGGGACACGGGCAACAAGAGGUUAGAUUUUAGAUUUGUUUAUUGAUGACAGGCAGGACACUAGCAAUGACCUUUAGAUUUAGAUUUUACUGAUGUGUAGACUACCGCAAUAGUGCUGACUGAGAUGAGGUUGAGGAUGAAAUACUUGUCGCUGGAUUCACCCGUAUAGUUGGGGUUGAGGAUGAAAUACUAGUCGCCGAAUUCACCUGUAUAGUUGAGGAUAGAGUCAGGCAGGAACCAUGUGCCUGCAAACAAUGCAGCUGACCAAAUUAAGCAGAACCAGACGGGAAGAUCACCGAGAACGGUGCGCCAGGUGUGAACAGUCUUCCUCGCUGAUUCUUUGGGGCUGGCAACGCCCUUUUCGUCAUAGGUGAUGAGUUCGUGUCGCUGAGGGCAGUCGGGAGGGAAGAGCAUGUAUCCGAUAGGCACAAAGAAUGCAGCCGUGAGGAUGAACCAUGCUGGAGGUGGCCA
Molecule: messenger RNA, 2021 nt
Organism: Protomyces lactucae-debilis
Lineage: Eukaryota; Fungi; Ascomycota; Taphrinomycetes; Taphrinales; Protomycetaceae
Product: major facilitator superfamily domain-containing protein
Exons: 3
Coding region: 1-1596 (531 amino acids)
Biological process (GO): transmembrane transport
Cellular component (GO): membrane
Molecular function (GO): transmembrane transporter activity
Source: RefSeq, a predicted model, not a curated record